Molecule: messenger RNA, 276 nt
Organism: Ilex paraguariensis (yerba mate)
Lineage: Eukaryota; Viridiplantae; Streptophyta; Magnoliopsida; Aquifoliales; Aquifoliaceae
Source: the annotation of a GenBank genome assembly
AUGGAUUUGGGGAAGGGACUCGAUGCCCGUCCUGCAUGGAUUUGGGGAAGUGACUCGCUGUCUAAUAGAGAAGAGACUGAGAUGAGAGCAAGUGCUCUAUGUGUUGCCAGGGUUGCUUUGUGUUCGGCAUGGAUUUGGGGAGAGCUUUCCUUCGGCAUGGAUUUGGGGAAAGGAAAUGAAUUUGUUCUGUGUGUUUGCCAAGGAGUCAUUGCUCUGGCUUGGGUUGGAUGUGAUGGUUGGAUUGGGUUGGAUGUGAUGGUUUUUGGGGAAAAUAAA